This is a messenger RNA of Rasamsonia emersonii CBS 393.64, 1437 nucleotides long. RefSeq names its product Integral membrane protein (Ytp1). The record is from RefSeq and is a predicted model, not a curated record. The transcript is spliced from 4 exons. Bases 1 to 1437 code for a protein of 478 amino acids. NCBI's taxonomy places the organism in Eukaryota, Fungi, Ascomycota, Eurotiomycetes, Eurotiales, Trichocomaceae.
AUGACGAUGCGAAGUUUGGCGCUGCCGCUGGCCCUCUUGCUGGCUAGACAGGUCUCCGCUCAUGGAGGCCAUGAGGCUGUACCUGAGGGCCAGGCCAUUUCCGCAGAUCCCAUCAUUAUACGCUCUCGCUGGCACGUUCCGGUCCAGGUUGUCGGUACCGUCGUUGCCGUGUUGGCCUACUUCCUCGGCCAUGCCCACAAAGGACGCCAGUUCGCUAAGAACAUUCACGCUUCAUUUGCCAACUCCCUCAUGCUUAUGAUGGUUCUGCAGGUUGUCCUGGGUGUCUAUCUCAAGCUUCAUCUCUCCAAGGGUAUUCAUGGCCGGAUCCGUCGAUUCAUCGUCAUCUGUCAUGGCGUCAUCGGCAAGUUGAUGCCGGUGGUCAGCUGGGUGCAAAUGCUCUUUGGUGGCAUCACUGCCCUGGGUUUCUGUCGCGGCGACCAUCUCGGCCAGUGCCUCGCACAUUUCAUUAUGGGAAGUGCAUUUAUCGCUUACGGAAUCCUGUUGACCAUCCUCCUCCUGGUCGGUCAGUAUUGGCUGCGUCGCACCGGCCGGAGCCAGGAAUUCUUCGACUCGCUCGUCAUUGCCGCCUGGGGCUGUGUUAACACUUUUACCGAGCAUCGCUGGGGCGGUCCAUGGGUUCACAAUGAUCUGCAGCACACGACUAUGGGCAUUGUCUGGUGGUGCGCCGGUCUGCUGGGUAUCUGGCUGAGCCGUAAGAGAAACGGUCGUCCCAAGCGCAACCUCGUUCCCGCAAUUGUCAUCCUGUUGACCGGGUACGCCAUGUCUGCGCAUCCACAGACCUUGCAUCUUAGCACCAUGGUCCACACAGUCUUUGGAUAUACCUUGAUGGCUGCUGGAGCAGCGAGAAUCAUCGAGAUUUCCUUUGUUCUGAAAGAUCGAAGCACACUCAGCCCGGAUGGCUCCGAUCCGCACAGUUUCCAAUAUCUACCACCAUUUCUUCUUUACGCCUCCGGGUUCCUCUUCAUGGGCGCAACGGAGGAGCAGAUGAAGCUCCUCACCGAUGCCAACAUUACGCACGUCUCCUAUAUCCUCAUUCUGUAUAGCAUCGCAUUCCUCCUCUUCCUUUUCGUGAAUGUCCUCCUCCACAUUUAUGCUGUUCAUGCAUUCCCCGAUUCGGCCACCGUUAGCCAUGCUCAUCGACGAGCCGCGGCUUCUGGCGCCGCAGGGUCUGCCCGGCCAAAGCCACACCGUUCCGAGUCCUCCGUUUCUUCGUUCACCAACGUCAACGGUGGGUUCUCUAGGCUGGCGAAUGGCCAUGCUCGGACCCGCUCGGAGGCGCAGCAAAUCCAAGAGGCCGAAGAGUAUGAGCUGCAGGGACUCAUUUCUGAAGAGGAUGACAAUGAGGAAGUCGGCAAGAAAGCUGGCGGAGAUGAGGAGAAUCCUCUAAUUGCGAAGGAAACUGGAACCAGGGCGUGA